AUGACGUGGCACUUCUUCUUAAAGAAACCGGUUUUUCCCUCCGGUUCAAAUUUCCCCCAAGCAGUUACUCGCCCUUAUCCUUUUUCCCUCUCUCUCUCUCUCUCCCGCCAAGUGGUUUGCUUUACAGCAAUGGCGGCGACUCUCAACCACCACCAUUUUUGUCUUGCUUCUUUGAAGCCCACCAACUCUACGAUCAUAGUAGCUCGGCGAGGCUCGCGCCGGCUUCGAGCCAACUCGGUCAGGUGCAGCGUCGGAGCCGCCGAGUCCCGCCAAAUCACGUUGAGGAACGGGAACGAUUCCUUGGAGAUUUGCCGAGUACUGAAUGGAAUGUGGCAGACCAGUGGAGGAUGGGGAAGAAUUGACCGGGACGACGCCGUUGAGGCUAUGCUUCGUUACGCCGACGCUGGCCUCUCCACCUUCGACAUGGCCGAUCACUAUGGACCAGCAGAAGACCUGUAUGGGAUAUUCAUUAAUCGGGUUCGUCGAGAGAGGCCACCUGAGUUCUUGGAAAAGGUUAGAGGUCUUACAAAGUGGGUGCCGCCGCCUGUUAAGAUGACAAGUAGUUAUGUGAAGGAAAACAUCAAUGUGUCACGGAAAAGAAUGGAUGUGACUUCCUUGGACAUGCUUCAAUUUCAUUGGUGGGAUUAUUCAAAUCGUGGUUACCUUGAUGCACUAAAGCACCUUACAGAUUUAAAAGAAGAAGGUAAAAUCAAGACCAUUGCAUUGACAAACUUCGAUACAGAGAGGUUACAGAUAAUCCUUGAGAAUGACAUUCCUGUUGUAAGCAAUCAGGUCCAACAUUCAAUUGUUGACAUGCGCCCUCAACAGAAAAUGGCAGAGCUUUGCCAGCUUACAGGAGUCAAACUAAUAACGUAUGGAACAGUACUGGGUGGUCUAUUAUCUGAAAAAUUCCUAGACACCAACUUAGCCAUUCCCUUUGCUGGACCUCCUCUUAAUACUCCUUCACUCCAAAAGUAUAAACGGAUGGUUGAUGCAUGGGGAGGAUGGAAACAGUUUCAGGUUCUACUUCAGACACUCAAAAGAAUAGCUUCUAAACAUGGAGUCUCAAUCCCAACUGUUGCUGUCAAAUACAUACUAGAUCAACCAGCUGUGGCCGGAUCAAUGGUUGGCGUAAGACUUGGAUUAUCAGAACACAUCCGAGACUCCAAGGCUGUAUUUUCACUUGCUCUUGAUGAGGAUGAUGUAAACAGCAUACAAGAAAUUUCAAGAAAGGGGAAAGAUCUGCUUAAAAUAAUUGGUGACUGUGGAGAUGAAUACAGGCGUGCUUAAAAUUCAUUAUGCUUGACAAAAAUGUUUUCUAUAUUUCUUGUUGUUUGUAUAUCCAUAGAAAAAUUUUAAUAGCUUC
Messenger RNA from Ziziphus jujuba (common jujube), 1366 nucleotides. RefSeq names its product flagellar radial spoke protein 5. The record is from RefSeq and is a predicted model, not a curated record. The transcript is spliced from 9 exons. Bases 1 to 1290 code for a protein of 429 amino acids. Lineage: Eukaryota; Viridiplantae; Streptophyta; Magnoliopsida; Rosales; Rhamnaceae.